This is a messenger RNA of Clunio marinus, 7159 nucleotides long. The record is from the annotation of a GenBank genome assembly. Lineage: Eukaryota; Metazoa; Arthropoda; Insecta; Diptera; Chironomidae.
ACUUCAUUUGCGACCUGUCGCUUGUUGACUUUGCAUCUGUUUCUCUUAUUUUCUGUUUUUAACAGUGAUUUGCUUCUGUUGGUAUUAGUUAUUGUUUGUUGUGCAACCUUAGUGGGGCGACCAUUAUGUCGCGAAUUAUCAUUCUUUUGAUAGCAUCUGCCACUUUAUUUCAACUUGUAAGAAGUGAAGGAUAUUUUACAAUUGUUGGAUCAAAGAUUAUUCGUCCAGAUACUGAUUAUCAUUUGUCGAUCACAAGCCAAGGUUAUAAAGAACCAACAACACUUAGUGUUAGUGUGAAUGGAACAGAAGAUAAUGGAUCGGAAUUUCUUCAAUCUAAAGAAGUCACUUUGAUUAGUGAUCAGACACAAACACUUGGAUUUGAUCUUAAUAAUCUUCGUCCAGGCGAUUACAAACUCAACGUCAAAAGUGUGACAGGCAAAUACUUCGAACGAAGUGUCUCUUUAGACCUCAACACUAAAAAACAUUCAAUUUUCAUUCAAACUGAUAAGUCAAUCUACAAACCGGCUGAUAAGGUUCAGUUUCGAGUACUCGUUUUAGAUUCAAACACAAAACCAUUUCCAGCAUCUGAUGUUAAAGUUCAUAUCACUGAUGGCGGUAAAAAUCGCAUCAAACAAUAUUCUGAUGUAAGAUUAAUCAAAGGCGUAUAUCAGAAUGAACUUCAGUUGUCUGAUUUACCUGUGAUGGGUAAUUGGAUGAUUCAUGUCAAGGUCAAUGAUGGUGAAGAAGUUACGAAAUCGUUUGAAGUUGCUGAAUAUGUCUUGCCGAAGUAUGAAGUCAUUGUUGAUUCUAAUCCACACGUCACGUUCAAAGACGGAAAAAUUCGUGCGACAGUACGUUCAAAGUACACAUUUGGAAAGCCUGUAAAAGGUCAAGCGACUGUUUCUGCUUAUCCAGUUCUUUGGCUUGGUGGUGUUCAACCAUUCAUUCAAGACAACAUCGUGAGAAAAGUUAUUCAAGUUGAUGGAAAAGGAUCUGUUGAGUUUGAUAUUAGAGAAGAGUUGAAGAUUGAAGGUGAUUACGAACGCUACAUUAACAUUGAAGCAAUUUUUGAAGAAGAACUCACUGGACGUCGUCAAAACGGUUCGACUCAAGUGACAAUUCAUAAAUUCAAAUACAAUAUGGAACUUGUCAAGGAGUCAGAUACUUACAAGCCUGGCCUUCCUUACAAUAUCUUUGUCAAAGUUGCAGAUUAUGAUGGUGCACCGUUAAUCGACAAAGUCAAUCCCGUGAAAGUCUUCACCUCCUACGCAUGGAAUGAAGAAGACAACGCGACAUCAACAGAUUAUUAUCUUGACAAACAUGGAAUGGCGGAAGUCAAAGUUAUUGUGCCAGUCAACACUUCUUAUUUAUCAAUUAAGGCUAGAUAUUUGGAUUCUGAUUUCCAUUUGGGAUACAUUAGUCAAGCAAAAUCAUUUAGCAAUCAAUAUUUGCAAGCUAAAAUUGUGACUGACAAACCAAAAAUAAAUCAAGAAGUGUCCGUUGAUGUUAUGGCUACGGAAGAAAUGAAUCAAUUGACAUAUCAAGUGCUUGGACGUGGUGAUGUCAUCAUAUCAAGAACACUUCAAGUUCCCAACUCGAGAAGCUUCAAUUUCAGAUUCUUAGCUUCAUUUGCAAUGGUUCCAAAAGCAAAUCUGGUCGUUUAUUAUAUUCGUGAUGAUGGAGAAAUUAUUUCGGAUAAAUUAAAAAUUGAAUUAAGUGACGAACUUCAAAAUUUUAUCGAUAUCAAGCUGUCGUCUGAUGAAGGGAGACCAGGCGAUCAAGUUAGCAUCACUGUCAACACGAAGCCGAAUUCCUAUGUCGGUUUAUUAGGAGUUGAUCAAAGUGUUUUGCUGUUGAAAAAAGGCAAUGAUAUUGAGAAGUCUGCGGUCUUUGAAGAACUUGAGAGAUACAACGAGAAGACAAGAUGGAAUCGAAGAUGGCACGGCGACAACUACGUACACACUGACUUUGAAAGUUCUGGCGCUGUCAUCAUCACAAAUGCCAAGGAAGAAAUUCGUGAUCAUUUGGUCAUUCUUCAGCCAUUAGCAAUUGAAGCUUUUGGCUUUCCGGGACACGAAGAAAUUCAAGAUGAUCCAAUGGUAGCUUACAAAGCCGAAACAGAUGAUCAACCGGAAAUCAGGAAAGAAUUUCCUGAAUCGUGGAUUUUUGACGACAUUCAAGAGUAUAUCCCAAAGUUCUGUCAACUUGCUUGCGAUGUCAAAUAUUUUAAAUUGCAUAUGUGCAUGUGCCGCUACGAUCAAUACAAUCCAUCAUUAAAUGAGAUCAAAAAUAUCGAAUCACAAUACUCGACCAUUCGCACAGACGUUGGUCCACCAAACUUGUUUAAAUUUCAUACGAAACCCCCAUUAGCCGGUCCUUACGCAUUUAGUCGCAUCCCAAGGCCACGAUGGGAUCAUCCUCGUAUUUACUUAAAACACGGCAUUGAAAGCACUUGGUUGUUCAUGAAUUCAUUCUCUUCUGGCUAUGAAGGGACAACGACUUUAAGUAAGAAAGUUCCAGACACCAUCACAUCGUGGAUAAUCACGGGAUUCUCAGUCGAUCCAAUUACUGGCCUUGGACUCACCAAACAACCGUCAAAGUUCAACGUUUUUCAACCUUUCUUCGUGUCGACCAACUUGCCAUAUUCAAUCAAACGUGGAGAAGUUGUUGCAAUUCCCAUCGUUGUCUUCAACUACAUGGAAGGCGAUCAGAGAGCUGAAGUGACGUUCUUCAAUGAAGAGAAAGAAUUCGAGUUUGCUGAAGUCAAUGAUGACGAGAAUCAAGUUAAACGCCGAAAGCGAGCGAUAGAAACACAAAGAAAGAAGAACAUCAAUGUGAAAUCUCAGAGUGGAACUUCAUUGUCAUUCAUGAUUCGUCCAUUGAAAGUUGGACACAUCACAAUCAAAGUUACAGCGAAUUCUGCAGUUGCUGGUGAUGGUGUCGAGAGACAAUUGAUUGUCGAGCCUGAGGGAGUCACACAAUACAAGAAUGAAGCAGUUUUCAUUGAUCUGAGAAACAAUCCCGAGUUCAAGACCAACAUUUCAAUCACAAUUCCACCAAACGCCGUUCCAGACUCAACGAGAAUCGAAGCUUCAGCCAUCGGUGACAUUUUGGGACCAUCGAUUGAUAACUUGGAUAAGUUGAUAAAACUUCCUUACGGUUGUGGCGAACAGAACAUGUUGAACUUUGUGCCAAACAUUGUCGUCUUAGACUAUCUGACGACACUCAACAAACUCACACCAGAAAUCGAAUCGAAAGCUAAGAAAUAUAUGGAAUCUGGUUAUCAACGUGAGUUAGGCUAUAAACAUGACGAUGGGUCGUACAGCGCAUUUGGGAAGAGCGACGAUAGUGGCAGCACGUGGUUGACAGCUUUCGUCGCGAAAUCCUUCCAUCAAGCUUCCAAAUACAUCAUGGUAGAAGAAAGCAUUAUCAAACAAGCUUUAGACUUCCUUGUGAGUAUCCAAGCACAAAAUGGAAGUUUUCCAGAAGUUGGUCACGUUUCACACAAAGAUAUGCAAGGCGGAUCAUCGAAAGGCAUCGCAUUGACAGCUUACACUUUGAUCACUUUCCUUGAAAACGAUAAAUUGUCGAAGGAAUAUCAAGAAACAAUCGACAAAGCUCUAAAUUAUGUUUUUCAUAACUUAAAUAAUCUCGAUGAUAGUUAUUCACUUGCGAUUGCUGCCUACGCACUUCAGUUAGCUAAACAUAGUGGAAAAGAUUCUUUGCUUUCGAAACUUGAACAGACAGCAGUGAAUGAAAAUGGCAUGAAAUACUGGGAGAAAUCACCUCCAGAGGAAAACGAGAAGAAAUUGUGGUAUCACCGACCAAGCACUGUUAAUGUUGAAAUGUCGGCUUAUGCACUUCAAGCUUUUGUUGAGGCUGGAAGAGAGACUGACGCUUUCCCUGUUAUGAAAUGGCUUGUUACACAACGUAAUGAAAACGGAGGAUUCCAAUCGACACAAGACACCGUCGUUGGUCUUCAAGCUCUAUCAAAACUUGGUACUAAAGUUUACGAUCCUAUCAUUCAAUGUGAUAUUACAGUGAAAUAUCACAAUGGAGAGAAGAUGUUAAAUAUUAAUGAGAAAACUGCUUUGAUUCUUCAGAAAUAUGAACUGUCAUCAGAUGCUAGAAAUUUCGAAGUUACUGCUAAAGGCAAAGGCGUAAAUAUUCUUCAAUUAUCAUACAAAUACAACAUGAACGAGAAUGAUGAAAAACCUCGUUUUGUGUUGGAACCUGAAGUUGAAAGCAUUUCCAAUAAAGAGUUUUUGCAACUCAAAGUCUGCACAAAUUUUGUUCCUGACGAAUCAUCAGAAAAGUCAAAUAUGGCUGUAAUGGAAGUUUCAUUGCCUAGUGGCUUUACUUACGACACUGACGCUUUUCCCGAACUACUUUCAACUCGUAAUGUCAAGAAUUCAGUUUAUUAUGAUGCUUUAAUGUCUUAUACUUCCACGCAUAAUGCAACAAUUUCGAAGAAAGUUCCCGACACAAUCACAUCGUGGAUAAUCACGGGAUUCUCAGUCGAUCCAAUUACUGGCCUUGGACUCACCAAACAACCGUCAAAGUUCAACGUUUUUCAACCUUUCUUCGUGUCGACCAACUUGCCAUAUUCAAUCAAACGUGGAGAAGUUGUUGCAAUUCCCAUCGUUGUCUUCAACUACAUGGAAGCCGAUCAGAGAGCUGAAGUGACGUUCUUCAAUGAAGAAAAAGAAUUCGAGUUUGCUGAAGUCAAUGAUGACGAGAAUCAAAUCAAAGUUCGGAAGCGAGCGAUAGAAACACAAAGAAAGAAGAAUAUCAUCGUGAAAUCUCAGAGUGGAACUUCAUUGUCAUUCAUGAUUCGUCCAUUGAAAGUCGGACACAUCACAAUCAAAGUUACAGCGAAUUCUGCAGUUGCUGGUGAUGGUGUCGAGAGACAAUUGAUUGUCGAGCCUGAGGGAGUCACACAAUACAAGAAUGAAGCAGUUUUCAUUGAUCUGAGAAACAAUCCCGAGUUCAAGACCAACAUUUCAAUCACAAUUCCACCAAACGCCGUUCCAGACUCAACGAGAAUCGAAGCUUCAGCCAUCGGUGACAUUUUGGGACCAUCGAUUGAUAACUUGGAUAAGUUGAUAAAACUUCCUUACGGUUGUGGCGAACAGAACAUGUUGAACUUUGUGCCAAACAUUGUCGUCUUAGACUAUCUGACGACACUCAACAAACUCACACCAGAAAUCGAAUCGAAAGCUAAGAAAUAUAUGGAAUCUGGUUAUCAACGUGAGUUAGGCUAUAAACAUGACGAUGGGUCGUACAGCGCAUUUGGGAAGAGCGACGAUAGUGGCAGCACGUGGUUGACAGCUUUCGUCGCCAAAUCCUUCCAUCAAGCUUCCAAAUACAUCAUGGUUGAAGAAAGCAUUAUCAAACAAGCUUUAGACUUCCUUGUGAGUAUCCAAGCACAAAAUGGAAGUUUUCCAGAAGUUGGUCACGUUUCACACAAAGAUAUGCAAGGCGGAUCAUCGAAAGGCAUCGCAUUGACAGCUUACACAUUGAUAACUUUCCUCGAAAACAAGCAACAGCUUCCAAAUUAUCAAAAUGCGGUUAACAAAGCUUUAGAUUUUCUCGUCAGAAGUUUCAAUACACUCGAUGAUAGUUAUUCACUUGCAAUUGCGGCCUAUGCACUUCAAUUAGCUAAAUACAGUUCCAAGGAUGCUUUCCUUUCAAAGAUCGAUACAAAAUCUGAAAACAAAAAUGGCAUGAAAUAUUGGGAAAAACCAGUUCCAUUGUCAGAUGAGAAAAAUCCUUGGAACUCCCAACCAAACUCAAUAAAUAUUGAAAUGUCAGCUUAUGCACUUCAAGCUUUUAUCGAGAGUGGUCUUGUAAGUGAUGCAGUUCCUAUUAUGAAAUGGCUUGUGACACAACGUAAUGAAAAUGGAGGAUUCCAAUCGACACAAGACACUGUCGUUGGUCUCCAAGCUCUAUCAAAACUUGCAGCAAGAAUUUUUGUGCCUAAUAGUAAGAUUGACAUUUCAAUGAAGUAUACAGACGCAGCUGCAGCUAAUUUGAAUGUCAACAGUGAUAAUUCUUUAAUACUUCAAAAGUAUGAACUUCCAUCAACUGUUCGAGAUAUUGAAGUCACUGCUAAUGGACGCGGAUUUGGAAUUCUUCAAUUAUCGUAUCAAUAUAACAUGAACGUGACUGGUGCAUGGCCACGUUUCGUUUUAGAUCCACAAGUCAAUCGACUCUCUACGAAAGAUUUCUUGCAUCUCACAGUUUGCACCAGUUUCGUUCCUGAUGAUAAAAAUGAGAAGUCAAACAUGGCUGUCAUGGAAGUUUCAUUUCCCAGUGGAUACACAUUUGACUCAGAUACGAUUCCUUUCAUAAGGGACAUAAAAAAUGUUAAAAGAGUUGAAACCAAAGCUGGUGACACAGUUGUUGUAGUUUACUUUGACGACAUUGAUAAGAGAGAACUUUGUCCCGUUUUCAAAGCAUAUCGAACGCAUAAAGUUGCUAAGCAAAAGCCGGCGCCUGUCAUCAUCUAUGACUAUUAUGAUAACUCACGUCGAGCAACUCAAUUCUACAGAGCUAAGAAAGCUGAUCUCUGCGACAUUUGUGAAGGAGACGACUGCGGCGAAACUUGUAGAGUUCAAGCUGAAAAGCGCAUCUCAGAACGUUCUCAAAAGAGUGUAGUUGAUCCUUUUGCACAGACAACUGAAACUAAAGGUCAAGCUAACAAAAUUUCUAGUCCAUUGACCGUCUUUAUCAAAGUUGAAACUAAGGACGGAGAAACAAUGAUUGUCGUAUAUUUUGAUGAUUUAAGUAAAGAAAAGGUUUGCCCACAGUUUAAAGCUUAUCGCACUCAUAGCGUGGCCAAACAAAAGCCGGCUCCUAUCAUCAUUUACGAUUAUUACGACAAUUCUCGUCGUGCUACUAGUUUCUAUAAUCCUCCAGAAAUAUCAUUGUGUGAUAUUUGUGAUGGUGCUGAAGAAUGCAAAGAGGACUGCGAACAUCAAGAAAUCAAUGUUGUUUGAAAUUAGUUUGUGGAUUUUAAAUACUUAAAUGUUUCCAAGAAAAUAUCUUUCAUGAUUGUUUUUUUAGUUCGCCACAAGUUUUGUGUAUAAAUUUAUAUUAAAUAAAAAGAAAUUAAUUGAAUUUAUUAAAUUUAAAUUCUGGAACUCCUUAAACUCGA